AUGUAUGUGAAAUGGGUUGAAACAGCAAUGUUUUUGCUAUGUAAAAUUUGUUUUGAAAAAAAUGACAUUUUUUAAAAUGUUCAAAUUUCCCGCCGGUGGCAGCACCCGUACGUCCCGACGUCACAGGGACCGUAACACAGAAGCCGGAUGCCGGCAUCAGCCAGAGGAGAUGGCCGGGGACGCUGCAGGGGACACAUCGCGGGAGCGCAGGACAAGGUAAGUGAAGAACACAUGCCGGAGCAGUGCCGCAUGGUAUUCCCGAGUGUAGCUCGGGGGGUUACCGCUUUUGGUACUGAAAUGUUACCCCGAGCUACACUCGGGAAUACCGCUAAGGAGGUUAAUAUAACCUAAGCAGUA
Staurois parvus is the source of this 357-nucleotide messenger RNA. Lineage: Eukaryota; Metazoa; Chordata; Amphibia; Anura; Ranidae. The record is from the annotation of a GenBank genome assembly.